AACAAAGGAGCCCGCAGUUGAACGGCAGCGACCCAGCCGAGGGUGACGUCACUGGAUGAUCUGGACUCCACAAACGCGACCUUAAAGGCCACUCUGAAGCGAAUGAAGAAACAACUUAUCUUUCACUUCACAUACAGAGGACUUCUAACCAGAGGAAAAAAGAGUAAAAGAAGAAAAUGGAGUAUAAAUUACGGAAAGCUGAGCCCAAAGACGUGUCUGAUAUACUCCGGCUGGUGAAGGAGCUUGCAAAGUACGAAGAGAUGGAGCACCAGGUGACACUGACUGAAAAGGAACUCCUUGAGGAUGGAUUUGGUGACACCCCGUUUUACCAUUGCUUUAUAGCGGAAAUCCAAGGAGAGACCAGCAGUGACGAUCCGAAGGUGGUGGGCUUCGUCAUGUACUACUUCACUUAUGACCCCUGGGUCGGCAAACAGCUCUACCUGGAGGAGUUCUACGUGAUGGACGAGUACAGAGGGCUGGGCAUCGGAUCGGAGCUCCUGCGUCACCUCAGUGACCUGGCGAUGAAGACCCGCUGCACCGGCAUGAUGUUCGUGGUGGCGGAGAACAACGAGCCGUCGGUCCAGUACUACAAGCGUCGCGGCGCCGAGGAUCUCUCCCAGGAGGAAGGGUGGAGGCUCUUCAGGUUCGACAAGAGCAGCCUGGUCAAGAUGGGCACUCCGUCCGAGGAAUGAGGGAGCUCCAAGGACACCAGAGGGAGAGGAGGAGGAGACGCAGGAGUCUGAGCCGAUCCGGAGAGCCGGGCUGCUUUUUCUGACGAGUCAUGUUUUUGAAUCUGAUGUUGACGCCACUUUACCCUCUCAGUCACGUUUGAGAGGACGCGGUGGCGGCGCCGAAGCAGCCGGCUCGGAGGAAUCGGGUCAUCCUCACUGCGUCUCCGUCUCCAGUCAGACGACAGAAGUUCAGCUUUUUAAAAAGGGGAAUUGUUGUAUUGUAGUUGUUUGUAGUUCAUAAUCUUUAGUCUAUAUGUUUGUUAUAACCUUUUAAUUCUAUAGCAGUGUUGAUGCAUUUCAUGUAAGAGUAAAUAUGAGUUAAGUUUGCAAUAAAACUAACUUCUCACACAUGCCCUUGUGCUCUCUUCUU
This is a messenger RNA of Anoplopoma fimbria (sablefish), 1101 nucleotides long. Its product is annotated as diamine acetyltransferase 1-like. The transcript is spliced from 6 exons. NCBI's taxonomy places the organism in Eukaryota, Metazoa, Chordata, Actinopteri, Perciformes, Anoplopomatidae. Bases 177 to 692 code for a protein of 171 amino acids. The record is from RefSeq and is a predicted model, not a curated record. Gene Ontology annotation, molecular function: N-acetyltransferase activity.